Geodia barretti is the source of this 789-nucleotide messenger RNA. Lineage: Eukaryota; Metazoa; Porifera; Demospongiae; Tetractinellida; Geodiidae. The record is from the annotation of a GenBank genome assembly.
AUGAAGGUCGCUUCCACCCUGUCGUCCACCGGCAGCGCUGCGGUCUUCAUGCACCCCGUCGAGGCCCUGCACGGCGACCUGGGGUUCGUGAGCGAGCACGACUGCGCCCUGCUGUUCUCGUAUUCCGGCGAGAGCAUCGAGGUGAUUCGCUUGGCGGGAGAGUUGCGGCGCAUCGGCUGCGCCGUGGUGGUGAUCACCAGCCGCCGCACCAGCACCCUGGGGCGAAUGGCGGCGGUUUGCAUCGAAACGGGCGAGGUGCGGGAGGCGUGCUAUCUGGGUUUGGCGCCGUCAUCGAGCACGACGGUGAUGCUGGCCAUCGGCGACGCGCUAGCCCUGGCAAUGGCCGAAGCGCAAGGGUUUGGCGAGGCGGAUUUUGGACUGAACCACCCGGCCGGCAGCCUCGGACAGCGGUUCCGCUAUGUGCAGGAUUUCAUGCGGGCCGGGGACAAAACCGUGUGCGUUGAACCCACCGCGCAACUCAAGCGCGUAAUCCAAUUGGUCAGCGACGCCAAAACCGGCUCGGCCAUCCUGGUCGACGCCGAUGGCGCCCUGGCAGGCAUCUUUACCGACGGCGACCUGCGCCGGGCGCUCUUGCAAGGCAGCGAUGUGCUGGAGGGCGCGGUCGAGCAGUUUGCCAGCAUCCCCUGCCAUUUCGUUCUGUACGACACCUCGAUUGCCGACGCGCUCAAGCUCUUCCAGAACACGCAGACCGAGGACCUGCCGGUGCUCGACCCGGAAACGCGGCGGGUUCUGGGAACCUUGUGUCUCAAGGACAUUACGGCCUUCUGA